Alosa sapidissima (American shad) is the source of this 3731-nucleotide messenger RNA. Its product is annotated as cadherin-18. Gene Ontology annotation, molecular function: calcium ion binding; cadherin binding. Gene Ontology annotation, biological process: calcium-dependent cell-cell adhesion; cell-cell junction assembly; adherens junction organization. The record is from RefSeq and is a predicted model, not a curated record. The coding region runs from base 931 to 3516 and encodes 861 amino acids. Gene Ontology annotation, cellular component: catenin complex; plasma membrane; adherens junction. The transcript is spliced from 12 exons. Lineage: Eukaryota; Metazoa; Chordata; Actinopteri; Clupeiformes; Clupeidae.
CGAGAACAAAGUUCUCCCACAGAUGACGCAGUGAACGCAGAAUCUGAGAGUCAGUCCACACAGAACUCGCAGAGCAGUGCUUCUGCUGUCAAUUAUGACCAAGUUCUUGCGUCUCUAGAUGAAUCCCUCAUUGAGACGGAGGAAAAUGUUUUUAAAAUGCCCCCCAAAAGAAAGAGAUCUAAAAGGACUAAAAAGAGCGAUAAUUUAACAGAUCUUAGCGGCACAGAUAACGAAUACGAAAGUGAUUUCUCUGACUGUAGCGUUACCUGUAGCUUACGUCAUAGUGGGUUUGCUAGUUGCGAUUAUAGUGUGGAAGACAUAAAAUCCUUCUUGACAAAAACAAAACAUAUGAGAAAUGUUCGGAUUGACGACUACUUCCCUGAUGUGGAGCAGUUCACCACGAAAACGAAAUCUUUUUUGGGAACCUUAAGAUGGCCGCCACGAUCAUCCCAUCUCAGUGCUGAGUCUGACCACAGGAGGAGCGAAGACAAGAGGAGAGGAGAGGAGAGCAUCGCCGCCUCGGGGCCCGACACCUCCGGGGCCUCCAUGACGUGAGUGGAGUUCCGUCUGUUUCCAUGGAGAUAAGCGUCUGACACCAUGGGCUUCAGCCAGGCACUGUGGACCCGCGUCUCUUUCCUGCUCUGGAUCUAGCUGUCACCCGGACCAACAGGGGGGGAUAAACAGCAAAGGCGGAGAGGAGGAGGAGGAGGAGGAGGAGGAAGAGGAGGAGGAGGAUACGUCGGAGAGAGUAAGAGGAGGCAGAGAAGAAGACAGAAGAAAGAAGAGGAGGAAAACCUUCAUCGCAAUAGGAUUUAAUACCUCACCUUACGCUGGGAAUAUCCUUUUGCGCUUUUUUUUUUUUUUAAUCCGAAUAAUCAGACCGGGAAUACUGGGAUCGGGUGGGAGUGCCACCUGGGAGCGCCUGGCACCAUGAGGGUGUGGGUGCCCUCAGCCUGCCUGUGCCCGGUCCUGCUGUGCCUCUGCAUGCUGGAGCGCUGCUGUGGCAGCGGGCACCACCUGGUGACUCGACUGCCUGGCCGAAACCACUCGCUGCCGCACAGCGGCGGGCACAGUGGUGGAGGUGGGCAUGGAGGCGGGCAUGGAGGCGGGCAUGGAGGCGGGUCACACCAGAACCCCCACCAGCAGCAGAACCAGAGCCGCGAUGGCAACGACACAGAGGUACACCACCGGCCAAAGCGCGGCUGGAUCUGGAACCAGUUCUUCGUGCUGGAGGAACACUUUGGGCCGGACCCGCAGUAUGUGGGCAAGCUCCACUCGAACUCGGACAAAGGGGACGGCUCAGUGCGCUACAUCCUGAGCGGCGAGGGGGCAGGCACCAUCUUCAUCAUCGACGAGUCAACGGGCGACAUCCACGCCACCAAGAGCCUGGACCGCGAACGGAAGACCCACUACGUGCUGCACGCACAGGCCAUCAACCGACACACCAACAAGCCCCUGGAGCCGGAGUCGGAGUUCAUCAUCAAGGUGCAGGACAUCAACGACAAUGCACCAAAGUUCCCCGACGGACCCUUCACCACGUCUGUAGCCGAGAUGUCUGAAGUUGGCACGUCAGUGUUCCAGGUGACGGCGACGGACGCGGAUGACCCCACCUAUGGCAACAGCGCCCGUGUGGUCUACAGCAUCCUCCAGGGCCAGCCCUACUUCUCUGUGGACCCCAUGACAGGUAUCAUUCGUACAGCGUUGGCGAGCAUGGACCGUGAGGCGCGGGAGCACUAUGCAGUGGUGAUCCAGGCCAAAGACAUGGCAGGACAAGUGGGAGGCCUCUCAGGGUCCACCACCAUCAACAUCACCCUUACCGACGUCAACGACAACCCACCCAAGUUCCCUCAGAAGAACUACCAGCUCUACGUGCCUGAGUCAGCGGAGGUGGGGAAACCCGUGGGGAAGAUCGCGGCGCACGACGCGGACCUGGGAGCCAACGCCGAGAUCAAGUACAGCAUCCUCAACACCGAGGCCGCAUCCAUCUUCUCCAUCGCCACCAGCAGGGAUGGACGAGAGGGCAUCAUAAGCCUCAGAAAGCCACUGAACUACGAGAAGAAGAAGACGUACACGUUACACAUCGAAGGAGUGAACACACACCUGGAUCCGCGUUUCUCCUACCUGGGCCCGUUCAAGGACACGGCCACGCUCAAGAUCACGGUGGGGGAUGUAGACGAGGCUCCCGUCUUCUCCAUGGAUUAUUACAUCAUGGACGUGUACGAGAACGCCCCCAUCGGCACCGCAGUGGGUUCCGUCACAGCCCGAGACCCUGACAGCAAGAACAGCCGCAUCAGGUAUUUCAUGGAGCCCAGUCUGAAUGAGGAUGCCAGUUUCAUCAUAGAGCCGGACACCGGCCUCAUCCGCACCACGUACAUCCUGGACCGAGAGGACACACCCCUGCACAACAUCACCGUGUCCGCCGUUGAAAUCGAUAACCCCUCCAUGGUGAGCCAUGUGCCUGUCACUGUCCAAGUGCUGGACAUGAACGACAACCCCCCUGAGGUUAAGACAGAUGAGGACAUCAUUGUGUGUGAAAACACACGGCCAGGACAGGUGAUCCAGACGGUGACGGCGGUGGAUAAGGAUGACUUUGCUAAUGGGCAACGCUUCUCCUUCUCUCUCCCCAUCGGAAUCCCAAUCAAUCCCAACUUCACCCUCAAGGACAAUGAGGACAGCACUGCCAACAUCAUCGCCCGGCGGCGGCGCUUCAACCGGCUGACGCAGGAGCUGUACACGCUGCCCAUCGUGGUGUGGGAUGGCGGCGAGCCGUCGCUGACCGGCACCAGCACGCUGACUCUGCGGGUGUGUCCGUGCCAGCGUGGCACGCGCGCCAAGGUGUGCCAGAGUGAGGCGUUCCUAUCCUCUGCCGGUCUCAGCACGGGCGCACUCAUCGCCAUCCUGCUGUGUGUGCUCAUCCUGCUCGCGAUCGUGAUCCUGUUUAUCACGCUGCGGCGCAGCAAGAAGGAGCCGCUAAUCAUCUCCGAGGAGGACGUGCGCGAGAACGUGGUGACGUACGACGACGAGGGCGGCGGCGAGGAGGACACGGAAGCCUUCGACAUCAGCGCCCUCCGCAACCCGGCCGCCGCCGAGGAGCUCAAGUUCCGCCGCGACGUCCGGCCUGACGGCUCCCGGACCUCUCACUGCGGCGGUGCCAUGGCAGCCGCCUGCGCCGGUCCCGGCCCGUCCCUCUUCCACGCCCACCGUCGUCUCCAUGGCCGCACAAGCCCCGCCUCCUUGGACACAGAGGCCGAGCUGGACAUCCGCGACUUCAUCCGCCAGCGGCUAACGGAGGCCGACCAGGACAUGAGCGGCCCGCCGUACGACUCGCUGCAGACCUACGCCUUCGAGGGCCAGGGCUCGCCCACCGGCUCCAUUAGCCCGCUGGGUUCGGCCGGCACCCAGUCCGAACUGGACUACACCUUCCUGGACGACUGGGGCCCAGAGUUCCAGAAGCUGGCCGAACUCUACGGCGAGGAGGUCGAGAAGGAGUCGGCGGCGAGCGACCCCACAGAGUAGCCCUAACGACCCGUGGACCAGCGCGGUUCAGCCUGGCUCGGGUCCAUUUUGGCCCUCGCCGCGGCGCGUGGGAUAAAAUCGAACACGUGGACAAAAUCGAACAAAAACAAACAAAAAAAAAACUGAAAACUGAAAUCACAAAUACACUCCUCUAAUCUCCAUCUCUAUCUCUCUCACCUACUGACUCUUGUUGAGGAAGCUGCAUCUGCCCCCUG